Molecule: messenger RNA, 944 nt
Organism: Cuscuta campestris
Lineage: Eukaryota; Viridiplantae; Streptophyta; Magnoliopsida; Solanales; Convolvulaceae
Source: the annotation of a GenBank genome assembly
AAACCACGGCUAGCCAAGUUUACGCCGUUUUGCGUGGUUUUUGUCAAACGACUAAAAACGAGAGAUGGUUUUCAAAGUGUUUUUGUUGGAGAACCGUUUAAACAUGCCAAAGAGUGAAAGCAGAUCAUAAAAUGCUGAAAACCACUUGGUUGGUUCGGAUGCCAAAAACCAAACCCGACAACCGAAAGCCGAACGCUGGUUUCUUAAAGCCGAACACUGGAUGGCUUGGUUUUUGGUUUGGGCGAACACCAAGUGUUUUUAAUGACUUAAACAAGUUUGAAAAACAUUUUUAUGAUGUAAGAAAUGCAAUGAGAGAUUUUAGCCUAAAGAGCCAAGCAUUGAGCGCACCAUCCCUAACUAUCAUAGGCAUCGUGAUGACUCCUUCGGCCUCGAUGGAGUCUCUCGUGAAUCUGGAUAGGGGGGGUGCGCACAUGCUUGAGGUCUUUCCGGCAUGGGCCGAGGUCCUUGAAGGUCUUCUCGUACAUGAUAUUUACCCAGCUCCCAGUAUCCAGCAAGGUUCGGUGCACUAUAAUAUUGUCUAUCUCCAUCUAGAUGACGUGAGCAUCUCGGUGGGGGCUCGGUGUGUUCGGGAUGUCCUUCUCUGUAAACUGGAUUUGCUCCCUCCUCCCGAGUUUAUUCGCCAGCACCUGGUGGACUUUGGCGACGUACGCCAUGUGCUUCCACUUCUUCCUGUAGGCGAUGGAGACCCCACUGAUGUUCCCACCAUGGAUGAAGCCAAUAGGGUACCCCUACGCUUUGUUGUCAUCUAGGUCAUCGCACUCUCAGCUGCCUAUGUGCCUCUUCUCCGGGUUCCUUCCUUGCGUGGCCACGACGACAGGCUCGAUCGGCUUCCUCCAGGUUCUUCCAUCCGGUGCCCCUCGUGACGGGGCUGCACCGUCCUCCCGGGGGGACGGGCCCUCGGGAAAUCAAACACUACAUCUCCU